AUGGACUUCCUUUUACCACAUCUAAACAUCAAUAUUAUAGCUGGAUUGAUUGCAAUAUUCAUCGUAUCCUACUUUAUCAACAACAGGUUUGGUUCUGCCAAGAGGAAAAAAGCACCAGAAGCUGCUGGAGGAUGGCCUCUAAUUGGUCACUUGCACCUAUUCACUGGAUCCCAGCUCCCCCACAUAAAUUUAGGAGCCUUAGCAGAAAAGUAUGGACCAGUGUACACAAUCCGAAUUGGGGUUCAUCCAGCUUUGGUGGUUAGUAGUUGGGAAAUAGCUAAGGAAUGUUUCACCACCAAUGAUGUGGCCACAUGUUCUCGUCCUAAAUUCAUUGCUGCUAACCACUUGAGUUACAACUAUGCCAUGUUUGGGUUCAGCCCUUAUGGUCCUUUUUGGCGUGACGUGCGCAAAAUAAUCGCUUUGGAGCUACUCUCAAAUCGCAGGCUUGAGUUACUCAAAGAUGUUAGAGCCUCAGAGAUGGAGACCUCUUUGAAAGAGUUGUACAAGGUCUGGACCGAGAAGAAGGAUAUUGGGUCAGGUUCUGUUUCUCUAGAGAUGAAGCAAUGGUUUGGGGACUUGACACUCAACGUGGUUCUUAGAAUGGUUGUUGGAAAGCGAUUCUUUGGUGCCAUGGCUACAAGUGAUGAGAAAGAGGCACCUAAGGCUCGUAGGUGUCAAAAGGCUUUUAGGGACUUCUUUCACCUGGUGGGGUUGUCUCUGGUGGGAGAUGCUAUUCCUUGGCUUGGAUGGUUGGAUUCAUUAUUGGGAGGGCAUGAAAAGGCCAUGAAGAAAACAGCGAAAGAGAUGGACUUUUUGGUUACUGAGUGGUUGGAGGAGCACAAGCAGAGGAGAGCUUCAGGUGAGGGUAAAGGGCAUCAAGAUUUCAUGGAUGUCAUGCUUUCAAUCCUAGAGGGUGUUGACCUUGCUGGCUUUGAUGCUGAUACCGUCAACAAAGCCACAUGUUUGAAUAUGAUAGCAGGAGGCAACGACACAGUCAUGGUUACCUUGACCUGGGCACUCUCACUAUUAUUGAACAAUCGCGACGCUUUGAAGAAAGCCCAAGAGGAAUUGGACAUCAAAGUUGGUAAAGGAAGACUAGUGAAUGAAGCAGAUAUCAAUAACUUGUUCUACCUUCAAGCCAUUAUCAAAGAGGCACUAAGGAUAUACCCACCUGGACCACUUUCAGGACCGAGAGAGUUCCAUGAAGACUGCACCAUUGGUGGCUACCAUGUCACAAAAGGCACACGUCUAGUGGUCAAUUUGUGGAAGAUCCAGACAGACCCUAGUGUGUGGUUUGACCCAUUAGAGUUCAAGCCAGAGAGAUUUCUCACUAGUACUCACAAAGAUGUUGAUGUGAGGGGUCAAAAUUUUGAGCUCAUACCCUUUGGUAGUGGUAGAAGAGCUUGCCCUGGGAUAUCUUUUGGCCUUCAAAUGCUGCACUUGACUCUGGCUAGUCUCAUACAUGCAUUUGAAAUCUCAACCCCAUCAAAUGCACCGGUUGAUAUGACUGCCACCUUUGGAUUAACAAACAUCAAAUCCACACCACUUGAUGUGGUUGUGAAACCACGCUUGCCAUCAAAUCUUUUUGAAUAAAGUUUGCUUGUGGAAUAUACAAUUCACAUCAAGAUCUGCGGAGUAUUGCAAUUUGAUUUGAUGAAAUGUUGUCUCGGAAUUUUUCUAGCUACUUUCCCUUGCAUGGUAUUUGCUGGUUUGUAGAAUUUGUUUUAAAUGUGUCAUUUUAGUCCUAAACUUUUUGGUAU
Molecule: messenger RNA, 1760 nt
Organism: Quercus lobata
Lineage: Eukaryota; Viridiplantae; Streptophyta; Magnoliopsida; Fagales; Fagaceae
Product: cytochrome P450 CYP82D47-like
Exons: 2
Coding region: 1-1593 (530 amino acids)
Molecular function (GO): oxidoreductase activity, acting on paired donors, with incorporation or reduction of molecular oxygen; heme binding; monooxygenase activity
Source: RefSeq, a predicted model, not a curated record